AUGAAAGAGGCCGAGACAUCGCUGUGCCGCACUCUCCAGGAGGCGCACGCUGCACUUCGCUCCUCGCAGACAGUCGCCACAACGCUUGCCACGCAAGGCGAGACACUCACCUUCCUGGAGGAGUGUGUGGCAGAGAACGACGAAGGAUGGCGUCAGGGGCGUCGAGAGAUGCGGCGCACGCGACACUGGGAUACUGCCUUGGCGCACUGGCUACGGUGCGGGAGGAGCGGUUCACGGUCGCAGGUGGCGAACAAGUCGCCUGGCGCUUCACCGGCGGUGAGGCGUCUGUCAGGAAUGGUACCAGGGACCGAUGCCAGCACUUGCCCUAGGCUGUGGCGUGAGUCGAGGACUCGUAGCGAAGCCUCGGGAGGUAUUACGGCCACACAACCAGACGCCGCGCACCUCCGUUGCGCCGAUGCACUUGGCGACUGCAGUGCACCUGCCAAAGAGGGCAACAGCGUGCAACGCGCCGCCCUUGCUGAGGAUAUGCGCACCGAUGUGAAGGACCCUGGAUCCACCACGACGUCCGUGCGCCUUGGCAGUCCCCAUCGGGCAGUCGCGGACAAGCAUCCCGUCAACCGGCGCGUCGACGUUGCAAUGCGUGACCGGAUGGAGCCGACACUAGACGAGAUACGCGGCAUUGUGGGCGAGUUGCAUGACCGCGCCACGAUGUGGCACACUAUGCUGACGUCCGACGUGGGCCGGAUGGACGAGCUCAUCAAGCGCACUGACAAGACACGCACGAAGAACAAGAAGGUUGAUCUGCACUGA
Messenger RNA from Leishmania mexicana MHOM/GT/2001/U1103, 771 nucleotides. RefSeq lists its product as hypothetical. NCBI's taxonomy places the organism in Eukaryota, Euglenozoa, Kinetoplastea, Trypanosomatida, Trypanosomatidae. The record is from RefSeq and is a predicted model, not a curated record. Bases 1 to 771 code for a protein of 256 amino acids. The transcript has a single exon.